AUGGCGAAACCCUCGCCUUUUCUAGAGCCCGGCUCUAGGACAUCGGCCAAUUCCCUCGCCAUUGUCCAGCUCUCGCGCGACAACCUCGUUCCCUUGAUCCUCCGAGACUCGACCGGUGCCGUCGACGGCUACGCCGAGGGCGCCGUCCUCAACACCCGGUUCGGGUCGUUUCCUCACUCCACCCUCAUCAACGUUCCGUGGGGCUCGCAAAUCCGCGCCUCGGUCGUCGAUACCGGCUCCCGGGGCCGCAAGCGCAAGAGAAAGGAGGACGAGACCGACACGUCCACACCAGCCGCCGCCGACGACGCCGAAACUGAGUCGAGCGCGCCGGUCAAGAAGGCCCCUACCGCCGCCAGCGGCUUCGUCCACAUCCUCCAGCCCACCGCCGAGCUAUGGACCGCCGGCCUGCCCCAUCGGACGCAGGUGGUCUACACCCCCGAUUACAGCUACAUCCUCCAGCGCAUACGAGCCCGUCCCGGCACGCGAUUGAUCGAGGCCGGCGCUGGCAGCGGCAGCUUCACGCACGCCUCAGCACGUGCCGUCUACAAUGGCUAUCCCGAGAACGAGACGGACCGCAAGGGCAAGGUCUUCAGCUUCGAGUUCAACAAGGACCGGUACGAAAAGAUGCAGGUGGAGAUCGAGGCGCACGAGCUGGAAGGCAUCGUCGAGCUCUCGCACCGCGACGUCUACAACGGCGGGUUCCUGGCCGACGGCAAGAGCCCCGAAGCCGAUUCCGUGUUCCUUGAUCUGCCCGCCCCCUGGGACGCCCUCCGCCAUCUGUCGCGACGGAAGCCUGCUGCUCUCCAAAAAGACGACGAGGACGCGGCGACGGAAUGGAUCUCGCCGCUGAAUCCCAAGAAGUCCGUCUACAUCUGCACCUUCUCGCCAUGUAUCGAGCAGGUGCAGAAGACGAUCAACACGAUGCGGACGAUGGGGUGGGUGGACAUCGACAUGGUCGAGAUCUCGCACAAGAAGUUUAACGUCAUCCGUGACCGCGCCGGCUACGGCCAGCCCGAGCGCGGCAUCCCGCCCCUCGCCCGCGACGUGAAGGAGGCGGUCGGCAAGCUGCGAGAGAUUGAGCGCCGCACAAGGGAGUACCACACCUCGGCGGACCCCAACUCGGCGGAAGACUCACCGGCCGCGGGCACCGCCAUGGAUGUGGACCAGGCGGCGACGAACGGCGGCGGCGCCCGAGAGGACGAACCCAACGCGGGGAAGCCUUGGCUGCAGGGCCGGGUUAUCCACCGGGCGGAGCCAGAGUUGAAGACGCACACGUCCUAUCUCGUGUUUGCGGUGCUGCCGCGGGAGUGGAGCGAGGAGGAAGAGGCCGCGGCGCUCGCUAAGUGGCCAUGCGGCGCGGAGACGGGCGUCAUCGGGGCCAAGGACAAAGAGACGCGGAAGCAGGAGAAGCGCGAGCAGCUGCAGGGCAAGGGCAAGAGGAGGAAGAACAAGAAGGCCGAGGCCGCGUAG
Molecule: messenger RNA, 1470 nt
Organism: Colletotrichum graminicola M1.001
Lineage: Eukaryota; Fungi; Ascomycota; Sordariomycetes; Glomerellales; Glomerellaceae
Product: tRNA methyltransferase complex GCD14 subunit
Exons: 1
Coding region: 1-1470 (489 amino acids)
Biological process (GO): tRNA methylation
Cellular component (GO): tRNA (m1A) methyltransferase complex; nucleus
Source: RefSeq, a predicted model, not a curated record